This is a messenger RNA of Neocloeon triangulifer, 2074 nucleotides long. RefSeq names its product V-type proton ATPase subunit H (gene VhaSFD). Gene Ontology annotation, biological process: proton transmembrane transport. Gene Ontology annotation, molecular function: proton-transporting ATPase activity, rotational mechanism; protein binding. NCBI's taxonomy places the organism in Eukaryota, Metazoa, Arthropoda, Insecta, Ephemeroptera, Baetidae. Bases 127 to 1659 code for a protein of 510 amino acids. The transcript has 11 exons. Gene Ontology annotation, cellular component: vacuolar proton-transporting V-type ATPase, V1 domain; lysosomal membrane. The record is from RefSeq and is a predicted model, not a curated record.
UGAUUGAACCACGCCCCCAUUUUCUCAGCUGCAACCAAAAAAUCAAUCGCCAGCCACCGAGAAGCAAUUUUUCCAAAGUUGAAUCGAAUUUGAGUUUUCGGGUCGCACCGAAAGUGACAAUUGAGUAUGUCGACAAACAUUUCAUCGGCGGGUGGGGUGCUGCCUCCUCUCCCGGACGAGAAAAUUGACAUGUUAGCGGCAACCAGCGUACUCCAGCAGCAGGCAGCUGAAAUUCGCCAGCAACGGGUAAAUUGGCAGUCCUAUCAGCAGUCUCAAAUGAUUUCCAACGAGGACUACACCUUCAUCGUUGCCCUUGACAAUGCCACCGACGGAAAAGCCAGGGAGCAGCUGCUGAAGAGCCAAAGGGCUCAGUGUGCCAAGACCUUCCUCAGCCUCCUUGGUCAUGUGUCCAAAGACCAGACCAUCCAGUACAUCCUUGUCAUGCUUGAUGAUUUGCUGCAGGAGGAUCGCACCCGGGUUGAGAUUUUCCGAGAACACUCUGCUCGCAAACGAGAGUCACUCUGGAGUCCAUUUCUCAACAUGCUGAACAGACCUGACGGUUUCAUUGUCAACAUGACCUCCAGGAUUGUGGCCAAACUGGCUUGCUGGAGUGUCGACCCCAUGGAGCGCUCCGACCUGCAGUUCUAUCUCACAUGGCUGAAGGAUGAACUUCAGAAGCAGAGUGACAAUGUUACGGAAUUGAUCUUGUCCGAUGAGAAUAUCGACCUAGCGCCCAGCAGCGAUGAGUACAUGUCUCACGAUGCCGUCGGCCAUGAGAUUACUUUGAACAACGAUUACAUCCAGAGUGUGGCCAGGUGUCUGCAAAUGCUGCUGCGUCACGACGAGUACCGCAAGGCCUUCAUUGCUGUGGAUGGCCUCUCCACCCUUUUGUCUGUGCUGUCCGCUCGCCAGAACUUCCAAAUUCAGUACCAGCUCAUCUUCUGUCUUUGGGUCCUCACUUUCAACCCUGAAUUGGCUGGACGAAUGAACAGAUACAACGUCAUUCCAAUCUUGGCUGAUAUCCUGAGUGACUCAGUGAAAGAAAAAGUUACCCGCAUCAUCCUGGCAGUUUACAGAAACUUGAUCGAAAAGCCCGAGGAGAAUUUAAUUGCAAAGGAGAACUGUGUAGCUAUGGUUCACUGCAAGGUACUGAAACAGCUGAGCAUUCUGGAGCAGCGCAAGUUUGAUGACGAGGACAUUGCUUCGGACAUCGAGUUUCUGAAUGAGAAACUGCACAAUUCUGUCCAAGAUUUGAGCUCUUUUGACGAGUAUGCAACCGAGCUGAAGUCUGGCAGACUCGAGUGGAGUCCCGUGCACAAGUCUGCCAAAUUCUGGCGUGAAAAUGCUGGCCGUCUCAACGAGAAGAACCACGAGUUGCUUCACAUCCUGAUCAAAAUCUUGGAAACCAGUCGUGACCCAUUGAAGCUGAGUGUUGCCAGUUUCGACAUUGGCGAAUAUGUCAGACAUUACCCGAGAGGCAAAAAUGUCAUUGAGCAGCUUGGAGCUAAACAGCUUGUGAUGCAGCUUCUGGGCCACGAGGACUACAACGUUCGCUACGAAGCCCUCCUGGCCGUUCAAAAACUGAUGGUCCACAACUGGGAGUACCUGGGUAAACAAUUGGAGAAAGAACAAGGGCAGUCUGGAGGAGUAAAGUCGUAAGGGGACUGAUGACGCACUGUAAACAUCCAUCAGUAUUGGUGUAGAAAAGUUAUUUACCAUAUCUUUAAGCGUUAAUUGGUUCACACUGUUUAAAAUUACCACUUCUGGUGCCAUUCAGCCCUGAUUAUGUAAAUACGUGUGUAAACGAAGUAUAUCGGAACAAACAAACUGUACAAUAAUUAUGUAUGCAUCAUGUAAAUGUUGUUGAUAACCAAGGCAUUCCAAUUUUGAGCAAUGUGAUCACGUAAAAUUUGUUUCAGCCGGAUUUGCGGUUUAGAAAGUUUAUUAUGAGUUAUUUCUAAAUGAGAUAUAAUAUUAGUCAUGUGUUGUGGUGCAUAAAAUGGAAAUGUGUAAAAGUUAGCUAAUUCUGUCUAAUAAGUUGAACAUGCAUUAAAGCAAUAAUAUAAAAAUGCAA